Rangifer tarandus platyrhynchus (Svalbard reindeer) is the source of this 1884-nucleotide messenger RNA. NCBI's taxonomy places the organism in Eukaryota, Metazoa, Chordata, Mammalia, Artiodactyla, Cervidae. The record is from the annotation of a GenBank genome assembly.
AUGCCACUUCAGUAUGCUCUCCAAUUUGGUCAGAAGCUGGUGCGCAGGCGGCCACUGGGGCCCAGAGAGGAGACUGGGCAUCACACGGUUGGUUGUCUGAACACCCUAGACCUAGUGGUCAUAGGUGUGCAUAGGAUGCUGGGAGCUGGCGUGCACAUCCUGGUUGGUGCAGUGGCCAAGUACAUCGCUGGACCAGCGAUCAUCCUCUCCUUCUUGGUGGCCGCCCUGUCUUAUCUGUUGUCUGGGCUCUGCUAUAUAGAGUUUGGGCCCCGGGUACCACGCUCUGGUUCUAUACAUCUCUACAGCUAUAGCAUCAUGGGCCAGGUAUAUGGUUUCAUCAUCGGCUGGAAUCGCAUACUGUCCUUAACUGUUGCCACUGCCUGUAUAGCCCGGGCCUGGAGCUCCACCUUUGACAGCCUGAUUGGGAACCAUAUCUCUGAAGCAUUAGGGGGAACUUUCUCUCUGCAAAUGCCCUACUUCCUGGCCUCGUUUCCAGACUUUCUUGCCCUGGGCCUGGUGCUGCUGCUCACAGGACUACUGGCUCUGAGAGUUUAUGAGUCAACCCUGAUUAACAAAGUGUUCACAGGUUUGAACAUUUUGGUUCUCAGCUUCAUCAUCGUCUCUGGCUUCAUUAAGGGAGACCUGGACAACUGGAAGCUCACAGAACAGGACUAUACAUUGGCUGCAGCUGGAGCUGGUGAUGCCUCUAGCUUGGGCCUUCUGGGUUCUGGAGGGUUUGUGCCUUUUGCUUUUGAUGGAAUUCUCCAGGGAGCAGCUACAUGUUUCUACACAUUUGUUGGUUUUUCUGGCAUUGUCACUGCAGGGGUAAAAGCCAGCAAUCCUCAGUGGUCCAUCCCUUUGGCUGUCAUGAUCUCCUUCUUCAUCUGCUUUUUGGUGUGUUUUGGUGUCUCGGCGGCCCUCACCCUCAUGGUGCCCUACUACCUGAUUCAGCUUGAGAGCCCCUUGCUGCAAGCCUUCGUCUAUGUUGGGUGGGAGCCUGCCAAAUAUGUAGUGGCUGUUGGCACCCUCUGCAUUCUUUCCUACAGCCUCCUGGGUUCCAUGUUCCCCAUGCCCCGUGUGAUCUACUCAAUGGCAGAUGACGGGCUCCUUUUCCGGGGACUUGCCUGCGUCCACGCCCGCACCCAUACCCCUGUCAUUGCCACCUUGGCUUCUGGAAUUCUUGCAGGGGUCAUGGCGUUAUUCUUCGAGCUCCGUGACCUGGUGGACCUCAUGUCCAUCGGGACCCUGCUUGCUUACUCCCUGGUGGCAUUUUCUGUCCUUGUCCUCAGAUAUCAGCCGGGUAAGAAUUUAAGCAAGACCAAGAAAACAGAGAAAGGAACUGAGAUGCAGUCUGUAGCUGAAACAAGUUCUUUGGACACUGCACCUGAAGUGGGAACCUCAAAGAUUCUCAGGAGUCUCUGUCACCCUACCAGCACCAUCCCCAGCCGAACGUCUGGCCAGAUUGUCUAUGGAUGUGCCUUACUGCUUGUUCUCCUGCUGACCAUCCUGAGCCUGAUCCUGGCCCGGUGGCCCAGCCAGGUGUUCUCUGGAGACCCCGUGCUCACAGCAGUGGCUGUGCUGCUGUUGCUGCUCAUCACUGGGGUCACAGUCAUCAUCUGGAGGCAGCCCCAGAGCCCCACUGCUCUUCACUUCAAGGUCCCUGCUCUGCCUGUCCUCCCACUGGUGAGCAUCUUUGUGAACGUUUACCUGAUGAUACAGAUGACCUCUAGGACUUGGGCCCAAUUUGGAGUCUGGAAUGUGAUUGGAUUUAUCAUAUACUUUGGAUACGGGAUCCGACACAGCUUGGAGAACAGUGAGCAACAGCCAGCAGCCUCCACCUCCCAGACUCUUGACAAGAACACCCCGGGUGGUGGGUCAUCUUAA